UUAUACAUGAUUUGUCAGAGAGAGGCAGUCUGCUUGGUUUGGGAACGAGUGCUUUAUUGUCAGGAGGGUCAGGUUCUGUUUGACAAAGACCCACAGACAGGAAUUCUCAGUGCGGGAUGCCAUUAAUGAUUUGGAUGAUAACUGCGUACAUCACGCUAAUCUCUGUUCCAACUUGCGUCGUUGGAAACAAGGUCUUCCUCACGGCUCUUGUUGGGACCGAGGUACUGAUCCCGUGCCAGCUGACACCAGAGAGGGGGAGGUUUACACUACUUUCCUGGGAAAAAGACCAUCAGGAGAAGCCCAUCGCUGUGUAUAGCCCGAGGCUUGGGCUUACUGUCCCAAAUGAAAACUAUUCCGGACGGAUAGAGUUGAGAAACCAAUCUGUCCAGGAUGGAUCAAUCCGAAUAAAAGCGUUGGAAGUGCAGGAUGAGGGGAAUUAUACAUGUGAUCUUGCAAUAUUCCCUCAAGGAAAACUGAGAAAAACUGUCCAUUUAACGAUUCUAGCGGUUCCCACCAACAUAGCGACAUCGGUCCCAGUAAAGGCUGGACUCUCCGAGGUCCCUGUGGCUCAGUGUAUUGCGGCCUUUGGGAAACCAGCAGCAGAUAUCACCUGGAAAUCCAGUCUCCAUGGGAACCACACCACCAUCCAGACGGCCAACAGCAACGGGACAGUGACUGUCAGCAGCCUGUACAAGCUGAGACCACGUCGUUCAGACAAUGGUCAAACUGUGGAGUGUUUUAUCACUCACCCAGCAACAGACAGCAGCAAGACAUACCGCUUACAACUGGAGAUCUCCUACCCCCCAGAGGUGACUAUAACGGGAUAUGAUCAGAGCUGUAGUGUAAACAGCCGCAAUGUUGCUGUGACAUGUCACGCAGAUGCCAAUCCUCCAGCGACAACGUACACGUGGCGAGGGUUACCAGAAGGAGCGGUGAUCAGAGAUGAAGUGGCCAUCAUUGGGGAAAUGAGCGCUCAGGCAAACGGCAACUGGACAUGUGAAGCUACCAACACAAUUGGGACAGGAGUGGGCCGGUUGGAAGUUUUGCUGAGACCGAGCGAUACAGGUCAUACCGAUAGCAAGCUCAUCAUUCCAUGGGUGAUAGUGGGAGUGCUGGUGAUCGCUGUGGUUGCAUUGACAAUUGCUCUACUCAUCCAGAAACGACACAAGUCAGCAGAGGAGCACUAUAUCAACGUUCCCAAUCAAAGGAAGAAAUUUCAUCAGGAUUCCCCAGAGAUCAACGCGACUUACACGAGUUUGAAGUUGGGGGAACAGUCAGUGUACAAUGAAAUACAAAGAUGUGAUGCUGGGAAGGAUACAAACUGAAGCCAGCCAGGUUUUGAACAGUGUUUCACUCUCCGUUUCGCACAAAUCGUUCAUUUCAAUUUCAUGAGAGUCCUGAAAGAAACAUCGUCCUCAACGACACAGGCAGUAUUAAAAUCUCUGACUAUUUAAUACUGCACUAUAUUUCUGUGUUUUAACUCAAGUAUAAGGAUAUGUCCCACUUGGGAAGCCAAUAAACAAAUCUUUAUGUCUACCUUUCCCAACAUUCAGAUAAUUUUAAAUUGAAAUUCAAUCAGACAAUCUGAUGACAAGGCCAGUAUUUGUUUCCCAGAGUUAACCACAUUGCUAUGAGUCUGGAGUCUCAUGUAGAAAGGAUGGCCAUUUCCUUCCUGAAGGACAUUAGUGAACCAGAUGGUUUUGACCCAAGCAGAGCAAUGUAAUCCUCAUUGAUUCCAGAUUUUCAUUGAAUCGAAAUUCCACCAUCUUGCCCUGGCUGGACUUGAACCAGGUCUCCCGAGAACACUAGGACUGCAGAUGCUGGAGGUCAGAAUCGAGAGUGUGGUGCUGGAAAAGCGCAGCAGGUCCUGAUGCUGCCUGACCUGCUGUGUUUUCCCAGCAAGACACUCUCAACUCCCCAGAACACAACAUCUGUAUCUGGAGCCAUGGUUUGGAAUGAUGUCACAGGGUCAGCACGCUAACUUAACCUACACUUGCUCGUCACUCCCAUAUCUUGGUGUCAAUCUUUAAAUGUUACCUCCCAAACCCCAAACCAGGAAUAUGUACAAUUCCCCAUUUCUUUCCUUCAGGUCUUAAUGCUUUGACACGGUCUGUGAAAUCGUAUAGAGGGUGGCAUUGUGACUCAGUGGUUAGCAUGGGACCCGGGUUCACCCUCGGGUGACUGGUCUGUGUGGAGUUAGCGCAUCCUUCUCCCGUGUCUGCGUGGGUUUCCUCCGGGUGCUCCGGUUUCCUCCCAUGGUCAGAAGAUGUGCUGGUUAGGGUGGGUUGGCUAUGCCAAUCCCACGUUCCUACUCCUGGCCCAUAUCCCUGCAAACCUUUCCUAUUCAUGUAUCCAAAUAAACGUCUUUUUUAAAUGUUAUAAUUGUACCCUUACCCACCACCUCCUCAGGUGGUUCACUCCACGCGUGUAAGAAAAGAUUGCCUCUAUGUCUUUUUAAAAUCUCUCUUCUCUCACCUUAAAAAUGUGCCCCCGUGUCUUAAAAUUCCACAAUCUGGGAAAAAGACAACUCCUACCAACUCUAUCCAUACCCCUCAUUAAUUUGUAAAUUUCAAUCAGAUCACCUCCCAACCUCCUACACUUCAGUGAAAAAAGUCUCAGCCUACCCAGCCUUUCUUGUAUUUAACUAAAUUGUGUUUGGCUUAACAAUUAAUAGUUUGACCAGUUGCAUUCCAACAGGAACAUACACUUCAAAUUUACCUUUAAAAAUAGGAAAAAGUUAGGGUCUGGGUUCCUUUUAAUGAAUAUUUUGAGAGGGCCUGGUCUGGUCCAUAGUUAUGUCAGUGUAUUUUCAAUGCUUCAAUAAUGGUGGGAUUUUCUAAUAAAUGGUGUGCU
Molecule: messenger RNA, 2853 nt
Organism: Hemiscyllium ocellatum (epaulette shark)
Lineage: Eukaryota; Metazoa; Chordata; Chondrichthyes; Orectolobiformes; Hemiscylliidae
Product: nectin-1-like
Exons: 10
Coding region: 117-1325 (402 amino acids)
Biological process (GO): homophilic cell-cell adhesion; heterophilic cell-cell adhesion
Cellular component (GO): adherens junction
Source: RefSeq, a predicted model, not a curated record